GAUUGGAAAUGUGACGUCAAUCACCAGUCAGUGAUUUGAAUGAUUUUAUUUAUUUUAAUUAGAUAGACGAACAGUCGUCGUACAGUUCACAGUUCUUCUACAGACGAUUUAGCGUAAAACUACUUAAGCUUUAUCUGUUAAAUAAAACUUUUAGUUCUUUAAUAUGGAGUCUUCGCCGGAGAUUAAAACCCCCGAACCUGAGAGUUCUACAGCUAGCAAUAUCUUUUUUGAACUUAUAUACAGCCCUGUGAACAUACUUCUUACUGUUAUUAUUGUAGUGUUAGUGUAUAAAAUAUAUAAAAGCAAGUCUACCAAAGUUGCUGCGGAGUUGCCGGAACUUCCAAAACUCCGUAAAGAUAUGACUGUUGCUGAAUUACGGCAAUACGAUGGUUCUCAGCCCGAUGGUCGAGUGCUUGUAGCGGUAAAUGGCUGGAUUUUCGAUGUUACCCGAGGCCGUCGUUUCUAUGGUCCCGGUGGUCCAUAUGCAGCUUUUGGUGGUAAAGAUGCAUCCAGAGGACUAGCAACAUUUUCCGUGACAUCAUCAGACAAGGAGUAUGAUGAUCUCAGUGAUCUCAAUUCAAUGGAAAUGGACUCCGUGAAGGAAUGGGAAGCACAAUUCAGAGAAAAAUAUGAACUGGUUGGCAAACUUCUCAAGCCAGGGGAAGAACCUACAAGUUACUCCGAUGAGGAAGUAGAGGAGUCUGAUAUUGAGAAGAAAAAAGAGAAGUAAAGAGAGAGCCCCGAACUCUUUCUGUCUUCUCCGCGGCAGGCAAGAGUCUAUACUCGAAAUACGAUCCUUUGAAAAUGUAUUUAUUAUUGUUUUUUUAAUAUUUUGAUAAAGCUUUGCUAAGCAAAAACUAUCUAGUAGACUGAUAACUAUUCUAACUGUAUGUAUCGCCUAAAUGUUAUGCAUGAAUUAUUCUAAAAAAACUUUUCAGAAAUAGUUAAAAACGCCUAACAUCACUAGGCUUAAGUCAUGAUAUUUAUA
Messenger RNA from Papilio machaon (common yellow swallowtail), 988 nucleotides. RefSeq names its product membrane-associated progesterone receptor component 1 (gene Pgrmc2). The transcript is spliced from 3 exons. Gene Ontology annotation, cellular component: endomembrane system; membrane. NCBI's taxonomy places the organism in Eukaryota, Metazoa, Arthropoda, Insecta, Lepidoptera, Papilionidae. The coding region runs from base 164 to 730 and encodes 188 amino acids. The record is from RefSeq and is a predicted model, not a curated record.